Molecule: messenger RNA, 1764 nt
Organism: Stegostoma tigrinum
Lineage: Eukaryota; Metazoa; Chordata; Chondrichthyes; Orectolobiformes; Stegostomatidae
Gene: agpat4
Product: 1-acylglycerol-3-phosphate O-acyltransferase 4 (lysophosphatidic acid acyltransferase, delta)
Exons: 9
Coding region: 226-1356 (376 amino acids)
Cellular component (GO): endomembrane system; mitochondrial outer membrane
Molecular function (GO): 1-acylglycerol-3-phosphate O-acyltransferase activity
Source: RefSeq, a predicted model, not a curated record
GUGACAUAGCAUGGGGAGAGACGUCAGCUGAGAACACAUUUCUUCCCCAAGCCCAGCCCGUGGGUGGAGCUUACCUCCCUAUAAGCACCAGAUGAGUUUACUGCUUCUUGAAACGUGAUAGUUUAUUUCCUCUCUGCUACUGAGCUACACGUGCCAAAGACCAUUUGUUUGAAGAUUUUUUUAUGAACUCUGGCCAUUUUGGAUAUAUUGGAGGCUUUACAAGCAAUGGACAUUGUAGCCACCUUGAAAUCUCAGUUCAUCUGCCAUCUUCUCAUAUGCUACAUCUUUGUGGUGACUGGACUCAUCGUCAACUUCCUUCAGCUCUGCACCCUGAUAAUAUGGCCAAUCAAUAAACAACUCUACAGACGAAUUAAUUGCAGAUUGGCAUACUGCAUUGCCAGCCAAUUGGUGUGGUUGCUGGAAUGGUGGUCAUGUACAGAAUGUACCCUUUAUACUGACCAAAGGAAUUAUAUUAAAUACGGUAAAGAGAAUGCCAUAGUUAUUCUCAAUCAUAACUAUGAGAUCGAUUUCCUUUGUGGAUGGGACUUCUGUGAAAGAUUUGGUGUUUUGGGGAGUUCGAAAGUACUAGCUAAGAAGGAGCUGGCCUACGUUCCUCUGAUAGGCUGGAUGUGGUAUUUUCUGGAGAUAGUAUUUUGUAAACGACAAUGGACAGAAGAUCGCAAAAACGUAGUCCAGAGUUUGCUUAAUCUCCGGGAUUAUCCUGAAAUCUUUUGGUUUCUUAUACACUGUGAAGGAACACGAUUUACUGAGAAAAAACACAAGAUCAGCAUGCAGGUAGCUGAAGCCAAAGGCUUACCUAAACUAAAGUAUCACCUACUCCCUCGAACAAAAGGCUUUGCACUGACUGUACAAUGUCUAAGGAAUGUAGUUCCAGCUGUGUAUGAUGCUACACUCAAUUUCAGAAAUGGUGAAAACCCAACACUGCUAGGAACUUUACAUGGAAAAAAAUACCAUGCAGAUCUAUAUGUCCGACGAAUCCCAUUGGAAGACAUUCCUGAAGAUGAAAAUGAGUGUGCUGCCUGGCUUCAUAAACUAUAUCAAGAAAAGGACUUGCUGCAAGUGGACUACUUCAAAAAAGGCUUUUAUCCAGGCACUCCAAUUGUACCACCAAAACGACCAUGGGUCCUUGUAAACUGGCUGAUCUGGGCUGCUUUGCUGCUGUUUCCUUUAUUUAAGUUAAUCGCUAACUUGAUCUGCAAUGGAUCUUCCUUGACCCUAAUUACUUUCUCACUUAUCAUUGUUGCAGCCUCCAUUGGAAUGCGAUGGAUGAUUGGAAUGACAGAAAUAGAAAAGGGCUCCAGUUAUGGCAACAACGAUAUGAACCGAAAAAAUUAAUUUCCACAGAGACUGCUAGUACCUCAAAUGAAGAAAAUAUAUUUUUUUUGAAGAGUUGGGGCAGAUACUGGGGUCAAGGCGAUAAUGCACCUAAGUUGCUGUUUCUUUAGCGUACAGAUCACUGUGUAGAGUGCCACCUUAAUCUACACAAAAGGGUAGUGUGAAUUGGUAUCCUUUUGUGAUGUAUGUGGUGUAUGAAACCAUUCGCACAGUAAUAAGAAAUAGUGAAAUUGGAUAUUGUCAGAAUUCUACACCAAUAGUGUCACUUGCAGGUCUGACGUUGAUGUUUUCACUAUUAUAUGACAUUUCAAUCUAAAUGGAAAUGACUUCUUUUUUAAAAAAAAAUAACCUGGUGUAAUGGAAGAAUUCAGCUUUUUUCUAAUAACAUAAAAUUGUGCUUCUAACCUA